AUGGUUUUGAACAACUUUAAGUCGUAUUUUGAUAAAAUUGAAAUAGGCCCCUUUCACAAGUCAUUUUCUGCGAUUGUCGGACCAAAUGGUUCUGAAAAAUCUAAUGUAAUAGACGCGCUUUUAUUUGUAUCUGGAUAUCGUGCAAAUAAAAUGAGGCAAGGAAAAUUAUCAGAGCUUAUUCAUUCAUCACGAGGAUGUGACAUUUUGAAGGAAUCCUUGAUAUG
Messenger RNA from Funneliformis geosporum, 224 nucleotides. NCBI's taxonomy places the organism in Eukaryota, Fungi, Glomeromycota, Glomeromycetes, Glomerales, Glomeraceae. The record is from the annotation of a GenBank genome assembly.